Sclerotinia trifoliorum is the source of this 1691-nucleotide messenger RNA. NCBI's taxonomy places the organism in Eukaryota, Fungi, Ascomycota, Leotiomycetes, Helotiales, Sclerotiniaceae. The record is from the annotation of a GenBank genome assembly.
AAUACCCAGAAGUCCUGCAUCUAUAAAUCGUAAAGUCCUCCUUUGAAUGAUGUUACAAUUGACUCGACCUUUUUUCUUAUAAUUAUCGUUUUUUGAAUCUAAAUCAAACCACUUCAUAAGCUUCAAAAGCCGCAAAGCUUAAUAAGAGAAAAAAAGACCCAGCGUAUCCACAUCUAUUCAAGAGACAGAAGAAAACAACUUGUUAGUAACUUGGUGUAAUAAUCAAUAAUUGGUUGGUAUUAAUUUCUAUUUCUAAACCUUUACACUCCUUGGCGUUGUCUUGAGCGAACAUCCUUCCUACUCCGUCUUCUCUCCUACUCCGUCUCCGUCCUACCGAGUUCUUAGUUCUUAUUGAUGAUUCUAAUCUCAAUCUAACUUGGACCUUGAAGUUUAAGCUCUCUUCUUUUCAACGUCGACUUAAUAACAUACCACACACUCUCACAUUUGAUAUCAUCAAUUAAUCACAUCAAUCCUUUACACAGUGAGUUUGCGCAUAGUUCUGACACAACUUCAAAAUCAAUACGAGACAAAUACUAACCAGGGACUUGUUUUCUCCUCACUACAGAUCAACAACAUGUCAAACCAAGGUUACUACAAUCAACAGCCCCAAUAUGGCGGACAACCUCAAUACCCUCCCAAUGUAUGUUUUCGCAUCUAUAUCAACUAUCCUAUAAAAAGAUCUCCUCGGAAUCUCGUGGAUAAACUUGGCACAUGAAAUAGAAUACAAAGCUGACACUUCGGUGAUACUUAGGCUUAUGGAGGACCACCACCACAACAAGGCUACUAUCAACAAGGCCCUCCUCCUGUAAGUACAUUCGCAUAUUCCCCAUCUAGUACACUGUAUUGUAUAAUAAUAUGACGGUGAUUUCUCCAUCUCUGCGCUAUCGCGAUGCCGACAAGUACCGAGAUGGCUUCACCGUCGCAUUGUACAAAUAUACCUUGCAGCUGAAAGUAUAUUUGGCUAACGACGGUCUCCCUAGCAACAAAUGCAAUAUCAACAACAACCUCCCCCAAAGAGCUCCGGCGGUGGACAAGGUUGUCUAGGUGCUUGUUUGGCAGCUCUCUGUUGUUGUUGCGUAAUGGAAGAGGGAUGUGAACUCUGUAUUGAUUGUAUGUUCCUUUUACCUGUCCAAACUUGCGAAUGAGAGCCAGCCUACUAACACUUUUGUCACAGGUGCCGAAUGUUGUUAGAGCCAGUAGCCUCCAAAUCCCUCGCAACUUCCGCUGCUUCGCCGGCGACGCCACCCCGAAAUCGCCCCCAACACAUCGCGCAACUCCGUACAUCCAUUGUCGCAAACCAGGAGAACAAAAUCGACAGCCUCAUACUUGCCGAUAAUAAAUUUCCCUCCAGCAAGCCAGCAAGCAAGCAAGCAACUGUAACGAUAUAAUAUCCUCCACAAAUACUUUCUUCUCAAAUCGACAUCGCCAAUCAAACCACCUUGUUCAUACAUACAUACAUCCACAUGGUUGAGAAUAACCAACUGGCUUUCACACGCAUAUUUCCUUCCUCUCUUCACGUACUUUCUUUCAUAUUCUUGCAGGUCUGAGUCUCUUUUCGGCUGGAUCACCAGUUUUCUGCUUCCAGCUAGUUUUUAGGGAUGGUUGGAUGGAUUGGAUGGUUAAGAUAAGAUAAGAUAAUGAAUGACUUUUAUUUAAUAAUUUAUGUUCUCUUAUUACCAAGGAACGUGAAG